UGCCACCUUAAUCAUUUUCAUUAAACAAACGGGACAAGCCUGGGCACCGGCAGUAAAAAUUUGCUCCUAUGCUAAUAAGUAGAUAUUUUCAUAACUGAAUGACUUUAGUCUAUUUACAGUGUAUUCGCAUUUUAAUUAGGUAGCGGAUGUAUUUAUAGUCAUUGUCGUUGCCGCUGCUGCUGCUGCUGCAAUGGAAGUAAACAGGGACGAGGCGGAGCGCUGCAUUGACAUUGCUGCCGCAGCUUUAAAGAUUCACCAGCCUGAAAAGGCGCUGAGGUUCUUGGAGAAGGCACAGAGACUCUUCCCAACAGAGAAAGCUCAAGCACUGCUGGACCUUAUUGCAAGGAAUGGCUUCACUCCCAGACAUGGCGGCCACUCAGACUUCCGCGACGAUUCUGGGCCUCGACAGCGACAGGUCCCACAUGAAGACACCAAGCCAGAAGAAAAACCUUCAGACACCCUUAGAUCUUACACGGCAGAGCAGCAGGAGGCCGUGAGAAGAAUAAAACAAUGCAAAGACUUCUACGAAAUCCUCGGGCUCCAGAAAGAUUUCUCUGAGGACGAGCUCAAGAGGUCGUACAGAAAACUGGCUCUGAAAUUCCACCCUGACAAGAAUCACGCGCCGGGCGCGACGGAAGCAUUUAAAGCUAUCGGAAAUGCCUAUGCUGUUCUGAGUAAUGCAAACAAAAGAAGGCAGUAUGAUCAGUGGGGAGAAGAGGGAAGGCAUCCAUCAAAUAGCAGCCCUGAAAAUGGAAAUUUUGAGCCAGAUAUCUCACCUGAAGAUCUCUUCAACAUGUUCUUUGGAGGAGGUUAUCCAUCGAGUAAUGGUCAUGUAUACACUAAUGGGCGGAUGCGUAACCAGAGGCGGGAGAGAAGAGAACGACCAAGAGAUGGAGGUCUGGCUGUCUUUGUGCAGGUCAUGCCCAUCCUCAUUCUGGUGAUUGUGUCGGCUCUCAGUCAGAUAAUGGUCAACAGCCCCUCCUACAGUCUCAGCUUCAGGCCGUCAGCUGGCUACACGCAGAAGAGGCUGACUGAGAACCUGAAGGUGCCAUAUUAUGUGGGGGAGCAGUUCUCCAAAGAGUUCACAGGCAUGAAUCUGAAAAAUCUGGAGCGCAGCGUGGAGGAUGACUACAUUUCAAACCUCCGCAACAACUGCUGGAAAGAGAAACAGCAAAAGGAAGGAAUGCUCUACAGGGCUCGCUAUUUUGGAGACAGUGAGCUGUACCAGAGAGCGCAGCGGGCUCGAACUCCAAGCUGCGCCAAGCUCUCAGAGAUUACGGCCUCCUUACAUUAAAACAUUGCUAAUCUUACAUUAGUUCUCCAGAAUAGGAUUAGUUCUGAUUAUCUUUCCUCUUGUUGCCUUCAGGUUUCUAGAAUCAUCCCAAAACAUGACUAACACAAAGGCUGUAAAUACAUAAGCUUCAACAUCCUCAAGGCCUUACGUAGCUAAAGACACACGAGUAAAACACUUCCCUCUCCACUCUCUUUUCUAAGUUCACCUGAUUGACAUAGAAUUCUUCGUAUAUAUAUAUAUAUAUAUAUAUUGCCAUGAAUUAAAACAAAGCCAUUUAUCACAUCUUGACAAGGGAACAAGAUGUAGAUUUGAUGAGAAGCCUGAAAGAACAGAAGCCAUGAAGAUGAAAAAGAUUGCUUCACCUCUGUACGACUGAGAAGCCAGUGUCGAACCAGACACAAAGUUUAGCUAUAAAUAGAAAUGCGGAUGUUAACUUACACAGCAGUUUAAAAAAUACCAUGUUGAAUGCUUCCUCUUGUUUUUUUUGUUUUUUUAUGAAGUCAGAGGAGAAGCUGCCUCCACUGUCUCUAAAUGCACAUUCUAACUAUGCAGGGAAAUUAGUGUAGCCUCUGAUUAACACGUGCACUCACAGUUUGGGCGUAGUUAGACACGGUCUUUUGUUCUAAUGUACUUGAGAGGCAAGAGUUGGGAGAUAAUCCUGUCACAUUUUGUCCUUUGAUUAAAUGAAGGACGGCCAUAUGGUGUUACCUCACUUCACUUUGGAUGCAAGGCCUUGAAAAAGUAUUUACAUCCCCCGAGGUUUUUCACAUUAUGUGAAAUAAAAUUGGGAUUUAUUGUGAUAGACCAACAAAAAGCCUCUCAGAAGUCUUUUACGGCCACCAACUGUUUCUUAUAUUUUUGUAUUUAGCUGAACACAAAUGCAUGCACUGAUUUGUAAAAAUAAAAUGUGUUUUGACAAUGUUCCCUGUCUGUUCUUAAGAAAGGCAUGACAUGUCUAACAGUUGGGAUGAUGCGUUCAGGUCAAUGCUUUGUACUCGUUGUCCUUCACACAUCGCAUGUAAUCCGAGAAGUUCAAUCUUGGUUUCAUCUGACCAUCAUCUCGUUUUUCUUCUACCUCUGGAUUGAUAGGGCCAUGGAUCUGUGCAGCUCCUACAGAGCUAUAUGAAUGAUGAGUUCCUUCCUUGGCUUACCAAUUUAGGUAAACAACAAUGGCUUUCACUAUUGGGUCACUUCUGAAGGUUUGCACUGGAUUUUAUUGAGGGGUAUCAGUACAAUUUCAGCUCACUAUAAAAUUGUUGAAAGCCUUGUGUUCUCUUCCUUUUCCUAUCCCUGUAAUGCUCUACUUUGUGUUGGUAUAUCACAUAAAAUCUAAAAAAACAACAACAUAUGACUGUAAAGUGUCAGCAUAUGAGACUGUUCAAGGGGUGUGAAUACUUUUGUAAGGUACUGUGCCAAAAGGAUGAAAUGUGUGCUUAUACCCACCAGGUGGGACUACAGCAGGAUGUAGGUCUUUGCUGUGUGUUGUCUCUGAUACAUCUCAUAUUUAGUUCGGAACAUGAUAUUUAUUCUUUGUAUCUUAUUUAUUACAUACAUCAUCAAACUAAGAGAAAAGUAGAAUAUUGUCUCACUUUUUUUGUCCCCCACUGUGUUUCUACUCCCAGAUUAAAAUAAAGACGGAUGCCUGAACGUGUUGAAUGUGACUCAUUGCUGCGAGCAGAACAAGCACGGAGGCGAAAAGAGACAACAAAAAAACAAAACAAAAGCCUUGUCAGCAUAUUUAGUACAAACUGUGCUGGGAGGCUGACUAAGGCUGGGAAGUGGACGCAUGGCAGCGCGCACGUUCACACUUUUGAGAGUGAGACGUGCAGCUUGUCCAGAGCAGCAGAGAGUGCAGCGUCACAUUCUUUCUCUAUAAAUAAAUUCAGCUGUUUUCGGCAGAUGUUGCAA
Messenger RNA from Xiphophorus maculatus (southern platyfish), 3202 nucleotides. RefSeq names its product DnaJ heat shock protein family (Hsp40) member B12 (gene dnajb12b). Bases 191 to 1294 code for a protein of 367 amino acids. The transcript has 8 exons. Gene Ontology annotation, biological process: cellular response to misfolded protein. Gene Ontology annotation, cellular component: endoplasmic reticulum membrane. NCBI's taxonomy places the organism in Eukaryota, Metazoa, Chordata, Actinopteri, Cyprinodontiformes, Poeciliidae. Gene Ontology annotation, molecular function: Hsp70 protein binding. The record is from RefSeq and is a predicted model, not a curated record.